Dromaius novaehollandiae (emu) is the source of this 1741-nucleotide messenger RNA. It is a transcript of the gene TGFA, whose product is annotated as transforming growth factor alpha. The record is from RefSeq and is a predicted model, not a curated record. The transcript is spliced from 6 exons. NCBI's taxonomy places the organism in Eukaryota, Metazoa, Chordata, Aves, Casuariiformes, Dromaiidae. Bases 116 to 589 code for a protein of 157 amino acids. Gene Ontology annotation, molecular function: growth factor activity; epidermal growth factor receptor binding. Gene Ontology annotation, biological process: positive regulation of cell population proliferation; positive regulation of mitotic nuclear division; epidermal growth factor receptor signaling pathway.
GCCGCAGUGGCUGGCGGCGCGUCCGCGCCCAUUUCCGCCGGCGCGGAGCCCGGCCCCUCGGCCCGGCCCGGCGCGGCGCUCUGCGCGCUGCGGCUCCGCCACCUCCAGCUCCACCAUGCCGGGCGAGGCGGCCGCCGUGCUGGCCCUGGGUGUGCUCGUCGCCGUGUGCCAUGCCCUGGAGAACACCACGGCAGCCUUGAGCGGUCCGCCGGUGGCCGCGGCCGUGCGAUCCCACUUCAACGACUGCCCCGACUCCCACAGCCAGUUCUGCUUCCACGGGACCUGCCGGUUCCUGGUCCAGGAGGACAAGCCGGCAUGCAUAUGCCACUCGGGGUACGUGGGGACGCGCUGCGAGCACGCCGACCUCCUCGCCGUGGUCGCCGCCAACCAGAAGAAGCAGACGAUCACGGCCUUGGCGGUGGUGUCGGUGGUGGCCUCGGCGGUGCUCAUUGCGGUGUGUGUGUUAAUACACUGCUGUCGGGCAGGAAGGCGGUGUGAGCGGUGCCGCGCCGCGGCCGGCCGCCACGAGAAGCCCGGCGGGCUGCUGAAGGGCGGCGCGUCCUGCUGCCGCUCCGAGACAGUGGUCUGAGGGCCGGCCGCGUCCGCCGGCCGCCGCGCAGGGACCGGCCGCAGCGCCACGGAGGAGGCCGGAGACGGACACCGCCGCAUCCCUCCUUUCUCCUCCUUCCUCCCCGCGGGAGCCGCUGGCCGUGCACGUGGCUCGGCUCCACCUUCACACCGCCGCCACGGCGCGUCGAGGCCGCAGCGAGGUGCCAAGCGGGACCCGGCGGUGGUGACAGCAGCGGGACGGCUGCGGGGCUGUCGCAGAGCUCGAGCGUGGGCAUCGCUCGCCCCUCGCGCCGUCCGGCCCGGGCGCUGCGCCGGGGUGGCUUGGCGUCCGCCCCGGCCGGGUCAGCGGCCACGUCGCUGCUUCGGUUUCUCUCCCACUGCCGAGAGCGAGGAGUUGGACUGCCCGGGCGGUUGCUGCCGCCUUCUCUGCCGUCCGCCCCGUCUCCUCGCCCCGCCUGCCCGCCCAGCCCCCAGGAGAAGCGGCAUCGCCUCUGCCACGACGCCCCGGCGGUGCUGAGCCCCGGCGGUGCUGGACGCGGGGAGCGGGCUGCUCCCGCGUGUCGGGGUCCCUCCGCCGCCCCCCGGCCGAGCCGCUUCGCUGAGCCCGCACUGCCCCGGCGUCUCCCGGGAAGCGACUUGGGUUUCCCUCGCCUGCUCGGAGGGCUUGCUGCUGGGGUUCUGCUGCCUUCAUUUCUCUUGGUUUUUUCCUUUUUUUUUUUUCCUUUUUUUUCCCUUUUUUUUCUUUUUUUGAACCAAACCAGCAGGAAGCGAGCCGAGGCGGCAGCGCGGGGCCCAGGCGGAACCGGGGCGUCGCGUGGACCACGCCGGCUCUGCGGACAGAGACGAACUUUUAUUGAUAACGAAAUGAACCCUUAAUCCUAGGCAACCCCGCAAGCCGGUGCUCUAACCCCCCGACUCGUUAAUCCUUUUCCUAGUCUUUAUCAUAACCAACCCGAGGCUUUUGUUUGUUUUUGUUUUUUUUUUUUUAGUCAUGGUUACUCUAAUGUCUUCUGUAUAUGUUGCACUGAAAGUUAAUAUUUAAUGUUUUAAUUUAUUUUGUGUGGUUAAAUUAAUUUUGAUUUCUGUAAUAUGUUAUUGUGAUUUGGCUGUUCUUUUCCCCUAAUACCUGAAUUCUAGUUAUUUAAGUGAUAUAAAGGACACUUUUUCAGAA